Numida meleagris (helmeted guineafowl) is the source of this 6494-nucleotide messenger RNA. Its product is annotated as putative hexokinase HKDC1. Gene Ontology annotation, molecular function: glucokinase activity; fructokinase activity; D-glucose binding. Gene Ontology annotation, cellular component: mitochondrion; cytosol. Gene Ontology annotation, biological process: glucose 6-phosphate metabolic process; glycolytic process; intracellular glucose homeostasis. The record is from RefSeq and is a predicted model, not a curated record. NCBI's taxonomy places the organism in Eukaryota, Metazoa, Chordata, Aves, Galliformes, Numididae. The transcript is spliced from 18 exons. Bases 828 to 3497 code for a protein of 889 amino acids.
AGUGCGUGGGUGCUGCAUGUCUCCAGUCAUUGCGUUUUCUUCUUUCAGUAUGCCCAAGAAAGCAGUGCUGGUGUCUGGGCUGGGCUGGUGGAUCCUGCAUAGUGGUGGGGCCUCAGAAAAGCCCUAGAGGUAAUCAAGUGAUCGUCCAAAUUGGGGCUACAGAGAAAUAUCUACAUAAUGGUCUUUUCAAGGCAUGGCUGUGUCUUAAGGCAGUCACUGCUUCUUGACAAUCACAUCUCGUAGUUUGUCUUUCUGUUUGCUGUUAGGUAAGCGCCUGCAUUAUUUUCAGGGUGCUGACACUCUCCAAUGGGUCACUGCUGACCAUCCAUUUAAAACAUGUCUGUGAAUAUGUAACCAGGUAAUCGGUUUGUGCCUCAUUAACGUGGGUGGCCAGUCAGUUACAGAAUAGGCCAGUUUAUCCACAACCUGCCUUCUUUGUUUAAAUAAUGCCACUUCUUUGGUCCUCUAAUUCCCUGUAAUUCAGCUGGCCUUUAUUUUGACUGUAUGUUGCCAAUAACACAUUCUUAAGGAAGUAUGGACUGCACCCAGAAAUAUUUUCUAGACGUAAUCCUAACAUCACAGAGAACAGAGGGCAGAGCUGGGGUGAGAAGCAGGCUUUGAGCUCCAGCCUGGCAUGCCAGCAAAGUUAAUUGUCUGUGGAGUGAAGCAGUAGCUGAAUAGAUGUUUUCAGACUGUAGCUGACACGCUUGGGCACUGACGGCAUUUUCUGGACCUGACUCAGAAAGGUCAGAUCCUCACCAGCUUUGCAGUUCCAGUUCAUUAUGUGAACAGGAGGAAAAGAUGUGGUUGACAGGUACCUGUACCACAUGCGUCUCUCUGAUGAUGUCUUGCUGGACGUGAUGGCUCGCUUCCAGGCCGAGAUGGUGAAGGGCCUGGGGAGAGACACGAACCCCACGGCAACAGUCAAAAUGCUGCCAUCAUUUGUGCGCUCGCUUCCUGAUGGCUCGGAGAAGGGUGAUUUCCUCGCUGUUGACCUGGGUGGCUCCCAGUUUCGUGCCCUCGAGGUGAAGGUGUUUAAUGAUGGCAAACAGAGCAGCCAACUGGAGAGCAAGUUUUACCCCACACCAAAGGAGGUCAUACAGGGCAGUGGAGCUGAGCUCUUCAGUUAUGUUGCUGACUGUCUGUCAGACUUCAUGGAGUCCAGAAACCUGAAGCAUAAGAAGUUACCUCUUGGCUUUACAUUUUCUUUUCCAUGCAAACAGACCAAACUGGAAGAGGGAAUCCUCCUUUCCUGGACGAAACACUUCAAGGCCCGAGGAGUGCAGGGCACAGACAUAGCCUGCUCUCUGCGCAAGGCCCUCCAGAAGCAUAAGGACAUAGAUGUCGAUGUUUUGGCAAUGGUCAAUGACACUGUAGGAACCAUGAUGACUGGUGGAUACGAUGACCCGCGCUGUGAAGUUGGACUCAUAAUUGGGACCGGCACCAAUGCGUGCUACAUGGAGGAAAUGAGGCACAUCGAUUUGGUGGAAGGUGAUGAAGGGAGAAUGUGCAUUAACACGGAAUGGGGUGCCUUUGGAGAUGAUGGUGCUUUGGAUGACCUCCGCACAGAGUUUGAUCGGGAACUUGAUCUGGGAUCUCUCAAUCCUGGCAAACAAUUGUUUGAAAAGAUGAUCAGUAGCCUGUAUUUGGGGGAACUUGUAAGACUCAUUCUUCUUAAAAUGACAAAGGAAGGUCUGCUCUUCAAUGGGAAAGUGUCAGCAGCUCUGCUCACUAAGGGCAAGAUUGAAAUGAAACAUGUGUCUGCAAUGGAAAAAUAUAAGGAAGGUCUGAGCAACACAAAAGAGAUCCUUACAGAGCUGAACCUGUUUCCCUCUGAAGACGACUGCAUCGCCGUUCAGCACGUCUGCACCAUUGUGUCUUUCCGCUCAGCCAAUCUCUGUGCUGCUGCUCUAGCAGCCAUACUGACUCGACUGAGAGAGAAUAAAAAGCUGUUACGGCUGCGAACCACUGUUGGGAUUGAUGGAGGACUCUAUAAAACCCACCCCCAAUACCCCAAACGCCUGCACAAGGUAGUGAGAAGACUGGUCCCAAAUUGUGACGUUCGGUUCCUCCUCUCUCAGAGUGGCAGUGCAAAAGGGGCUGCCAUGGUGACAGCGGUGGCAUACAGGCUGGCCGCUCAGCGCAAGCAAAUCGAUGCUGUUCUUGCACCUUUCCUGCUAUCCCUGGAGACCCUAAGAGAUGUGAAGAACAAAAUGAGGACUGAACUGGAAUAUGGGCUGAAGAGAGAGACACAAGACAGGGCCACAGUGAAGAUGUUACCCACGUAUGUCUGUGGGACACCAGAUGGAACAGAGCAGGGAAAAUACCUUGCCCUUGAUCUUGGUGGAACAAAUUUCAGGGUUCUGCUAGUCAAAAUUAGAAGUGGAAGAAGGAGAUCAGUACGAAUGUAUAACAAAAUAUUUGCCAUUCCUUUGGAGAUCAUGCAAGGGACAGGGGAAGAGCUCUUCGACCAUAUAGUCCAGUGCAUAGCAGACUUCCUGGAGUAUAUGGGGAUUAAAGGCGCCCGCCUACCUCUGGGUUUCACCUUCUCCUUCCCGUGCAGGCAAGCCAGCAUCGACAAGGGAACGCUUGUGGGAUGGACAAAAGGUUUUAAGGCAACGGAUUGUGAAGGGGAAGAUGUUGUUGAUAUGCUGAGGGAGGCCAUCAGGAGAAGAAAUGAGUUUGACUUGGACAUCGUAGCGGUGGUGAAUGACACUGUUGGGACAAUGAUGACUUGUGGAUAUGAGGAUCCGAACUGUGAGAUUGGCCUUAUUGCAGGAACAGGCAGCAAUGUGUGCUACAUGGAGGACAUGAAGAACAUAGAAAUAGUGGCAGGGAAUGAAGGAAAAAUGUGCAUUAAUACAGAAUGGGGAGGAUUUGGUGACAAUGGCUGCAUUGACAACAUCAGAACAAAAUAUGAUAAAGAAGUAGAUGAAGGCUCACUGAACGCAGGGAAACAGAGGUAUGAAAAAAUGACCAGUGGAAUGUAUCUAGGUGAAAUAGUGAGAAAUAUUUUAAUCGACCUGACCAAACAAGGACUGCUGUUCAGAGGACAGAUUUCAGAAUCACUCAGGAAAAGAGGCAUAUUCGAAACAAAAUUCCUAUCUCAGAUUGAGAGCGAUCGGCUUGCCCUCCUCCAAGUCCGGCGGAUUCUGCAGCAGCUUGGCCUCGACAGCACGUGUGAGGACAGCAUCAUUGUGAAAGAAGUGUGUGGGGCUGUUUCCAGGAGAGCUGCCCAGCUCUGUGGGGCAGGACUGGCGGCUAUCGUAGAGAAGAAGAGAGAAAACCAAGGCAUGGAGCACUUGCAAAUUACUGUUGGAGUAGAUGGGACUUUGUACAAGCUUCAUCCACAUUUUUCCAGGGUCCUGCAGGAAACGGUGAAGGAACUGGCACCUCGGUGUGAUGUGACUUUCAUGCUUUCUGAAGAUGGGAGUGGGAAGGGAGCUGCUCUCAUUACUGCAGUAGCAAAAAGAUUGCAUAACAUAGGACAGAAGUAAAAAUGAGAAGUCAGUUCAUUUCAACACUGCCAGGUGUGUGCACUAGAGAUUUGUUGAGUGUUGAUUGAAGAUAGCUUUACCAGACACCAGUACACAGGUACCUGUUUUUCAGGGAGCAGCUGGUUAUUGAGCAGCCAGUAUUGUGGAUUUUUGUCCUUUGGACACCACUUGGAUCAGGUGUUUCUGCUCCUCACUGUUAUGUGUUGAAACACUGCAAUCUACUCAAUUCUCUACUUCCUGAAGUGCAUCUAUAAUGUGUAUGGGAGAGUCAGACAAACAAAAAAAACCAAUCCAGCCAACCAACCAAAAACCCAACUGUGUAUUUUUACAAUGGUUUAAUUAAGCUACUGUAUCACGAGCAAAUCUGUCACAAGCUUCUUAGGUUUGGUGUGGUUUUUAGUUUUGACUUGGCCUGUCUUAAGGAAUGCUGAGAUCUAGUGUUGCACGUAUCUAGUGGACAUGUUUGUUCAGUGCAUCCCAGGUUUUACAAUAAAUCUGCAAGUAAAUAAAAUGAAAGGACUUUGGUCAGUGAUGCUUCCCCCCAUACCCAGCUACACUGGUUACGAGUGCAUUGUAAUGUAGUACUUCCCUGAGUACAGGAGGCAUGUUUAAUGAUGCAAUGAAAAAGAAAUGUGAUUCCAAAGAAUAUCAGUUUGUGUUAGUGCACUUCUGUGCAUGUAAACAUAACCGCCACUGGAUGGAUUUUGAUUGUGACUAUUUUUUCUUGAUUCUCAAGGAAAGAGAGGAUGUAGAAGCAACAACAAGGUCUGCCAUGUGUGUUAGAGCUACCCAGAGAGUAUCAAAAUGGUUCAUCUUUGGGCCAUCAAAAUAGCUUUGUAGAGAGGAAAAAAGAAUCACCUGAAUUUCUGAAAUUCUCCUAUUUGUUUUCCCUCAGUUAUCAACUUGCCUGUUUGAGGGAGGAUAGCUUCCAUCUUGUGGAAGGGACUUUAUCCUUGCUUUUCAUUGUCUGUUGCCUGCUGCUCUGCCUGCAGUUUGUUGUAAAUGAAUCUGUGGUGCUAUGAGCCUUUGCUUCUCUGUCUAGUGCCUCUUCUGAGUUGUGGGAAGAACGUGCAGGCAAGUUGGCUUGCAGACAGGGCCUAAUUGGAGCAAAAUUUACCUCUACACUGAUAGAGCACCAUUUUAUUUAUCAGUAGCGUGCCCAAAGGCCUGCAAACACCAGGAAAAUAACUCAUACUCUUGUGUCACCAAAUGUCCUUCCCCCAACGUACACAUCUCAGAGAAAACUGAAACAAUAAUGUGGUGCAGAGGAGCAGCAGAUCUGGAGUCUGUUAUUGUACUUGCAAGUAUUGCAGAAUCUCCUGACAUCCUCUCUUCUUGAGUAUUUGCUAGCAGCAGAAAGUGGGGCCAAGAAAUACGCUUUAAGCCAUAGUUGGGUCAAAAGCAAUUAUUGUGCAGGGGGAUAAGCAGCUGAAUUUAUAUAAUAAUCUGUAAUAAGGCUGGCAGGUUUAAAUUUAGCAACGGCAAAUACAAAAAGUGAAGAUAUUGACCUUUUCUGUUUUGUAGGUUUUUUUUUAGAAGAAACAUGUCAACAGCUCUCUGUCUGUGCUGGGGCCACAGGGUGGGUAAAAUGUAGGAACUGGAAAUAAUUUUAUUUUUGUAAGGAGUUCCUCACUGUAUGGAGCUCCCUGUGCAGAGCGGUAGAGAAGAGACAAGUUGUGAACUCACAUGUACUGUUUUCCACCUUCUGUCAAGCAGCUUAGCAUUUCACUUUUAGUUUAUAUUUCAGAAUCCGCAGUCACAGAAACUGAAGCUUGCUAUGCAGUGGGGGCAAAGUUAUUUGGAGGUGGCUUUUUUCCUAAUGACGAACAGACUAAAUUCAGUGGGGCUAGGUACAGCAGAAGGCUUGGGGCUGUGUGGAGCCUAGAAAUAGCUCUUCUGCGUUGGCUGUUUCUCCCCUGGGCACUCUGAGAUCUUGUAUUCAUUGUGUACUUCUGGGUCCUUUUGGGGGAGUGGAUUGUGCUAAUCUGCAAAAGCACGUCUGUGGGUGAAAUAUGUCCCUCUAUAGCUGGAGGGAGGUGACAUGGACUUGCCCCAGGAUGGCCACAUGAGUAUGAUGCAGAGAUCUAUUGCACUUCUGUUCUAAAGCCUGCUCUGCACAACUGGAAUGCAAAUCAGUAACGAUACAAGGUAAACCACUUGCACAGAUCCUUGCUUUAGGAAGUUAGAAAGGAAUUCUGUAUUGCUUUGGAUUUUCUUUUUAGUCUUUUUUUUUUGGGAAAUUAAAUAUUCACACAGUUUAUACCUCAGCUGCAGUAGAUUGGGCCCACACAAUUAAAAAAAAUAUAUAUAUAUAUAUUUUUACAUCUACAGGGUUUGUUUGUUUGUUUUUCUUUCUGUUGAAUCUGUGGGUGGGGUGCAAUCUGAUCACAUGAACUUGAAACGCUGCUUGCAAAGUGCCUGGUGACUUACAGCUUGUGUUGUGGUCCCUAAGGCCCAGAACACACAUGCUCCUUUCCUGCAGCUUGCUGCAAACCCAGGCAGCUGCCACACAGAUCUGUUAACAUGUCUGCUGGGCAGGGAGAUGGCGUCUGGGCUGGGAGGCUGCUGGGCAAGGGUUUUCUGGGCAGCCAUGGAGAUGGGAAGGAUUAGCCUCUGUGGGCUUUACCGGGGGCACAGACUUCACUUGUAGUCUCCCAGGGAUCCUAUAAACACGCUGAAGCUUUCAGCUGACUCUAAGUAAAAACAUUCUCCAUCUGAGUGAUGAUGCAGCAUUUGUGUCCCCAGUUGUGUUGAUGUGUGGAAGCUCAAGGAGUGAUGCAAACUUGCGAACUGUCUUCUAUAGAUUUUAAGCCUCUGAACCUAAAUCUUUUGCUGCGUGUUUUAUGCAGUGACUCAGUCAGAAGCCCUGUUUUAAGAUAAAGGUGGAGGCCUCCCACUGACUAUGAGAGAUAUUCUGAAAAACAUGUAGUACAACUGGUCACAUAAAGUUGGUAAUUGAUGUAAAAUAAAAUGAGAUUCUUCUGGUUUCACAUUUCA